Messenger RNA from Besnoitia besnoiti, 1866 nucleotides. RefSeq lists its product as uncharacterized. Bases 1 to 1866 code for a protein of 621 amino acids. The record is from RefSeq and is a predicted model, not a curated record. Gene Ontology annotation, cellular component: nucleus. The transcript has 5 exons. Lineage: Eukaryota; Apicomplexa; Conoidasida; Eucoccidiorida; Sarcocystidae.
AUGGCCUCGGCCUGCGUAGCCGUCGCCCCAAAGCCGGGUGGGAGGGGCUUUUGCCGGCGGCCGAGCGGCCGCCUCGCUGCUUCCUCCCCCUCCAUUUCUCCGCCGAGUUGCUCCUCCCGUGCUGCUUCGGGGGCGUGGUGGAUUGAAGCAGACGCCGGAGACUUGGUGCUUCCCUCGGUUCUUGUGGCCUUUCUGCGCGUCCUGCCGAUCGCUCCUUCCUCGCUCCUGCUUCAGCUCCCGUCGCGUCUCUCUCCGCUCGUUUCACCUGCUUCCUCCGUGUCUUCUGUCGUCUUGACUCUCGCUGAGCUUCCAGUUCUCACGUUCCCGCGAGGCGCGCUGUGCUCAGUCCAGGCGGCUCUGACCAGCCUCGCAUCGUUGUAUGCGCCUCUUGAGCGUCCGCCGCUCUGCCCUGUCGAGUCGUCUCUCUCGGCCGAACCUCGCGCUUCCCAUGAGAAAGCCGGUGCGGAUGCGGCAGAUGGCUGCGAAGACACUGUCUGUCUCGUUCCUGCGUUCUUCCUCUUCGCUCUGGUUCGCCGACGCCUCCGCCUUCCCGCAGACGCGCCUCUGCGUCUGCUCUUCGGCGCGCGGGAGCUUCGCGCGUACUCUUUCCUGCCUCUCUCGUCCUUCGUGACCUCGUCUGCUCCCUCGAGCAUUGCGGCAGCACUUCGGGCUCCGGAGACUCGCCAGCUGCAUCCGUCGUUUACCUCCCUCUCCCUACUCUCGAUCACAGGCUUGGAUGCCUGUCAAUGUGCAGGCUCGGCGCCAGGUCUUCCUUCUGCGCAGCCACGGCUGCAGCCGUUGUUGAGCCUGCAGGUGCUGUUUUCGCUCCCUGGCGGGAAGGGCGGUUUCGGUGCGUUGCUGAAGAAGCAGCGGAAGAAGCAGUCGCGCGCCGCGCUCAACUUCGACAUGAGCCGCGACCUCAGCGGGCGUCGCCUGCGCCACGCGCAAGUCGUUGAGAAAAUCAAAGCUUGGAUCACGAAAAAAAUCCAAGAAAAACAAGCCGUCGAACUUUUGGCUGAGCAGACGGAAACCCUCACUAUCGACGCGGAGACGAAGGACUCGAAACCUGCGGCGGCGCUCGACGAGAGUUUCAUUCGGUCGCUUAAGGACAACUCUGUGCAGAUGCCCAUGCUGAUUGGUCAGGGCCUCCGCGAAGCAAAAGAGACGCAGGAGGCGCUUCGAGCCGAGGAGGCUAAAAAGAAGAGUCUUUCUUUCGCGAAGGUCAAGAAGCAAAGCAACUGGUUCCUUCACAGAGACCUCUUCGAUGAUGAUGAUGACGAGGACGACGAUGAAGAUGACGACAACGAGUCAGAUGGCUCAACAGCCAUCGCCAAGGCGCCUCCCUCAUCCUCGUAUUUCUCGUCUUCCUCCUCUUCUUCGUCGUCUUCUAGUUCCUCUUCUUCCUCCUCCUCUUCUUUUUACGCGUCUGCGGCGGCGCCGCGAUUCGAGGCGCGCGAGCGAGAGCAGGUGAUGCAGAAGGCAGCAAAGUCCUCCUUCGCGUGGCUCGGCGGUAUCUGCGGGAAACCUCCCUCCUGUCCGUCCUCAUCUUCCUUUUCUUCUUCUUCAGCUGUUUCUGCCUCUGCUGCGGCGUCGUCGGAGGCGGAGAUGCGCGACAGGGAGAGAGAAGAAGCCAAGAAGAUGGAAGAAAAGAUACAGCGAGAAGCGGACGCGCUGGACGUCUCGCAGUUCUCGAGUGCCGAGGAGCUUGAGAAGAACGUCGACCCCGAAGUGCUCAAGAAGAAGCUUAUGAUGCUCGGAUGGAAGUGCGGAGGGCGCCCCGCGGAAAGGGCUGCGCGGCUGUUUCUGCUCAAGACGCUGAACGGGAAACCGCCGCCCAGCAGCGUGCUAGCGCCAAAGAAAAAGUGA